Molecule: messenger RNA, 606 nt
Organism: Dentiscutata heterogama
Lineage: Eukaryota; Fungi; Glomeromycota; Glomeromycetes; Diversisporales; Gigasporaceae
Source: the annotation of a GenBank genome assembly
AAACUAUUUAAAAAACUUGAGACAGAGGAUCAACAGUCACUCCGCUCCACACAGAUGCCAGCCCUUGUACCAAGAAAACACAAACUCCCAGACACAUUUGAAACAGCAACUAAAUACAAAAUAGAAAAAGCAUCUAGUUCCAAAUCGCAAAGCAAAAAUAAAGAAAACUUGAGCCCGCUGAAAAGUCAGUUAACUAGAGGAACAAACAAGGAUGCAAGCAAGCAACCUUUAGCUCAAAAAAUGCUAAAAACAACUAACACAAAAUGGUCAGAAGAAAUGAAGUGCAGAAUGCCAAAGAAGUUUCAUCAAAAAAAAAUCCAAGAAAUUUCUGAAGAUGUAGAUAUCAAUGAUAAUUGUUUUGAUGAAAAUCUCUCAGGUGACGAAAUAUCAGUUGAUGAACAACCAUUAGAACAACAAAUAAGUAAUGAACCAGAAAUCUUCAAGGAAUCAAAAAUGAAAUCAAAAGAGAAAUCACCCACUGCUUUGGCAAAACUACAAGAUGCAGUUAAAGGUGUAAGUAAUACUCCCAAAGAAAUAGGGGAGGGCAGCAUAAUAGAAGUUGAAGAUGACAAAUCUGAAGAUCACAGAGAACUCACAGCAACUUAG